Propithecus coquereli (Coquerel's sifaka) is the source of this 3241-nucleotide messenger RNA. RefSeq names its product PHD finger protein 20-like 1 (gene PHF20L1). The record is from RefSeq and is a predicted model, not a curated record. The transcript has 8 exons. Gene Ontology annotation, biological process: regulation of transcription by RNA polymerase II. The coding region runs from base 318 to 1169 and encodes 283 amino acids. NCBI's taxonomy places the organism in Eukaryota, Metazoa, Chordata, Mammalia, Primates, Indriidae. Gene Ontology annotation, cellular component: nucleus; NSL complex.
GCUGACGUCGCCGGGCCCGGCGUCGCGUCAGGGCUGGCCGGCGGCGGAGGCGGCGGCAGCGGCGAUGGCAGCGGACCCUGAGCAGGCUUGAGGGCUCAGACCCAGCUCGCUCCCGCGCAACCUCGGGCCGACUCGGUGCUGCGGCCUCAACUCACUUCGCUCCUGCUCCCUCCUCAGCCGCUGCCUGGGCGGAGGCGGAGGCAGAGGCCCGGGCUGGCUGCCCUGCUUGUGCCCCGGCUCGGCCCCGGACUGCCCGGCUGCUGUGCGGAGAGGAGGCCGAGUCGUGAAAAGAGAAUACUGAAGAAUAGGAUCUCAAGAUGAGUAAAAAGCCCCCAAAUCGCCCUGGAAUCACUUUUGAGAUUGGUGCUCGUUUGGAGGCACUGGACUACUUACAAAAAUGGUAUCCGUCACGAAUUGAAAAAAUCGACUAUGAGGAGGGCAAGAUGUUGGUCCAUUUUGAGCGCUGGAGUCAUCGUUAUGAUGAAUGGAUUUACUGGGAUAGUAAUAGAUUGCGACCCCUUGAGAGACCUGCACUAAGAAAAGAAGGGCUAAAAGAUGAAGAAGAUUUCUUUGAUUUUAAAGCUGGAGAAGAAGUUCUGGCUCGUUGGACAGACUGUCGCUAUUACCCUGCCAAGAUUGAAGCAAUUAACAAAGAAGGAACAUUUACAGUUCAGUUUUAUGAUGGAGUAAUUCGUUGUUUAAAAAGAAUGCACAUUAAAGCCAUGCCCGAGGAUGCUAAGGGGCAGGAUUGGAUAGCUUUAGUCAAAGCAGCUGCUGCAGCUGCGGCCAAGAAUAAAACAGGGAGUAAACCUCGAACCAGCGCUAACAGCAAUAAAGAUAAAGAUGAAAGAAAAUGGUUUAAAGUACCUUCAAAGAAGGAAGAAACUUCAACUUGUAUAACCACACCAGAAGUUGAGAAGAAGGAAGAUCUGCCUACAUCUAGUGAAACAUUUGGACUUCAUGUAGAGAACGUUCCAAAGAUGGUCUUUCCACAGCCAGAGAGCACAUUGUCAAACAAGAGGAAAAAUAAUCAAGGCAACUCAUUUCAGGCAAAGAGAGCUCGACUUAACAAGAUUACUGGUUUGUUGGCAUCCAAAGCUGUUGGGGUGGAUGGUGCUGAAAAAAAGGAAGACUACAAUGAAACAGCUCCAAUGCUGGAGCAGGUAUGAAAUGGUAGCAUUUGAUUUUUUUCGAGGUUCCCACUGGAAUGAUCACGGAGCUCUAGUAUCUACGUAAUUGAAAUUGCCCUUUUGAUCAGAUAAGGGAAUAGGAAGCUAAUUAAUUGAUGAUAUAUUUUUAAUUCUCUCUUCUCCAAGGUAUACAGAUAAACUACAGACUUUAUUAGUGUUUGUUUUCAAUAGACUGGUAUUUAAAGCCUUUGUCUCCAAAAUUGGAAGGCCUGGAGACAGGCAUCCCAGGGUAUAAGCUUCCAGCUGGAUCACCUUUAACUAGCUUACAAAAAGACCCUUACACAAAUACUUUUCAUUUGUGAGUUAAAACAGGGUUUUUUGACAUCUAAUAAAGCUUCUUUUGUAAGAAGUUUCUUUUAUAUUGUAACAAUUGGUGUUGUUAGACUGUGUUUUAUGAAUUGAUCAAUGAGCCAUACAUUUUUGCUAGGAUGUAUAUUUUAAUAACUACAAAAAAAAAGAGUUUAGAAAACUAUUAAGGAUCUGUCUUUAAACCACCUAAUACAGGAAUUUAAAAGUGAAGGUUGCAGUUGCUAGAUUUUGCCUUGGCUACCUUCAGAUUCCCACAAUACCUGUACAUAAUGAACGUGCAUGCUUUUACAUUCUCUAAGGGCUUAACUUCGUAGGCACUGUAAGACUAUAAGAACACAGUAAUAGCCAUAACUGGAUUUCCUUGGUUCUCCUGUUUUAAAAUCUGAGCCUUAAUGUAGUUUUAAAAUAUCCUUUUUGUAUUAUUUUAAUUUUCUUUAUUAGUAGUCUAAUAAAGAAGACUUUAAAAUGAGUAUCUUUUGCUCUUAGAUGCAUUUUAAAAAAUAGUCCAAAUUUAAUUGAUAUUGUAUUGAGUUUUUCAGGGUAAUUUUAGGCCUGGUUUGAUAACUGCAUUGUUUUGGUGCCUCCAUUAAUGUUGUAUUAAAUCUAUGGUCUUUUAAAUUGAUUAAUAUGUCAUUGACUCAUACCUUCUGAUUUUCUGUGAUCAUCAAACGGUUAAGUCUUUGCCGUUAUUGUCAGUAUAUCAACCAAAUUUUAAAUGACUUUUUUACUGUGUAUUAUUACUAUAUUCAACGUCCCAGAUAUAACAGUAUUUUGUAUUUUCACCACUGUUUAUGGUAUUCUCAGAAUGCGAUAAAUCAGGGACUUGGGUAAUAAAAUGUUUCUGGAAAAUUCAUUACAAUGUCAAUCUUUUAUUACGCACAAUCCUGCUGAGGUGAAUGUGAUUGUUAAAAGUACUUAUUAUAUGUGGAAGUUAGUGUAGAGGGCAGUACCCAUUUUAGAAGUACAGAAAACAUUUUGAAAUUGAAUUUAUGAAAGAAAGAAAGAAAGAAAGCAAGGGAAAUUGUAUAACUCGGCUAUUUCUAUUUGCAUAAUUUAAAAAAUUUUGAGAGUCCUUGCCAGUUUUGUAACAAAGAGACCAAUGAUCGUUAAUGAAAAUUUUGUAAAUUAUUUUAGAUUUUAAGGAACGUCAUGCUGUUCCCUAAUUUUUUGUCAUUUAGGUUGAUUUCAAUGUGAAAAUGUUUUGUAACCAAACUCUUAAUUUUUAUCCUACAUGUUAGUCCUGCUUCAAAGUUAAAAAGCCGAGUUAUAAAGCUCUUAAUUACAUCUCAGUUGGUAUCAACAGUAGACAUAAAGGAGAGAUAUUGAUUCUCACUAACCUCUGUUUCCUAAUGAGUUAAAAUAAUGUCAGUCAUGACAUACAUUGAUAAUAAGCCUAUAGCCAAACUUACUGUGCUAAUGGAUUUAUUUAUAUUUUUAAAAAAUUCAAUCUCUGUGGUCUUGAACCCCAAUUCUCAGCUUAUUAAUUAUAGAUUAUUUAAUUGUAUUAGGGAAAUGUCAUGUUAUAUUUACUUUUGGAUAAACCUUGCAUUAGAUGCAUAAUAAUUCAGUAGGUUUUUAAAAAUGUUAAUUUGUCCUUGUUUAGAAGUUAAGCACCUUAUCAAGAUAUUAAUUUAAAUUUCAAAAUCUUGUUUUAUAACUUUGUAACCCAAGAGUAAUGGAUGCUGUAGUGAUGUCUUUCACUUAUGUGAAGAUGAACAAUAAAAUUGUUUAUUUACAAGUAA